This is a messenger RNA of Trypanosoma grayi, 315 nucleotides long. RefSeq lists its product as hypothetical. Bases 1 to 315 code for a protein of 104 amino acids. The transcript has a single exon. The record is from RefSeq and is a predicted model, not a curated record. Lineage: Eukaryota; Euglenozoa; Kinetoplastea; Trypanosomatida; Trypanosomatidae.
AUGGCAGUGGGCACGGUGGAGGAGGAAGCGGUCAUGGCAGUGAGCACAGUGACGGAGGAGGUGGUCAUGGCAGUGGGCACGGUGGAGGAGGAAGCGGUCAUGGCAGUGAGCACAGUGGCGGAGGAGGCGGUCAUGACAGUGGGCACGGUGGAGGAGGAGCCGCUCAUGGCGGCCACCAUCACGGUGGCUGCAGUGCCAUGCAUGGCGAUUACACUAUCAAGCUGCAUGUUUUGGCUAUCUUUAUAUUUUUGGCUGCAUCAUUUGUCGGCACAGCUAUUCCUGUUGCCGGAAAGUAUGUACCUGCUCUUCGGAUGA